Messenger RNA from Asparagus officinalis (garden asparagus), 1024 nucleotides. Its product is annotated as protein ETHYLENE-INSENSITIVE 2-like. Gene Ontology annotation, biological process: metal ion transport. The record is from RefSeq and is a predicted model, not a curated record. The coding region runs from base 308 to 1024 and encodes 238 amino acids. The transcript is spliced from 6 exons. NCBI's taxonomy places the organism in Eukaryota, Viridiplantae, Streptophyta, Magnoliopsida, Asparagales, Asparagaceae. Gene Ontology annotation, cellular component: membrane. Gene Ontology annotation, molecular function: manganese ion transmembrane transporter activity; cadmium ion transmembrane transporter activity.
AUAUUUGAGCUCCGGGUGCAUGAAUCCACGCUUAUUUUUUCAGAAAAGCCCUUGAGCAACAAAUAAUUGGCAUUUGAGGGGGAGUCAGAGAGCCAUGGAAGGAAGGAAAUAAAACCCCAGGGCUAGAUCCUCCCCCUUGUCCAAAGAGAGAGAAAAUUGGUGAAUAAAUGAGCAGUAUGCGGGAGAGACUGCGAUACUCAGUUACCCUAAACGGAAACUGCAGGGUUCGGGCACAAAUUAAAAGGAACAGAGGAAGAAGGAAGAGGAAAACUGAGCAAAACCCAAGAGGGGGAAAAACCCAGCGAAGAUGGACAGUCUGGUACCUCAGUCUUCUGCCUUUCAAGUUGCACUUCUGUUGUUUAUGGAAUAUGUCGACCUUGGGAAGUUGGUAGCGGCUAUAGAAGGGGGAUCAUGUUUUGGACUUGGCUUACUGCUACUGCUUUUCUACAAUUGUACUGCUGUUCUGUUGCAAUGCCUAGCAAGUUACAUCUCUCUUGUCACUGGAAAGGACCUUGCACAGGUUUGCAGUGAGCAAUAUUCUAGGCUGAGUUUUGUUCUUCUAGGGACUGCAAUUGAGCUUUCGAUGAUUGCAUCAGAUGUGACAAAGAUUCUAAGUGUUGCAUAUGGGUUUCACGUGUUGUUUGAGAUGGAUUUAUUCACUUGCACCUCUUUAGCAUCCAUUCUUUCUGUUGUGCUUCCUAUCUUCGUCUUCUCCUUGGGAUAUCACAAUUUGAAGGUGCUACAUGUUAGCAUAGCAAUCUUCUCAUCGCUCUUUUAUGUGCUUGGAGUGCACCUUAUUCAGCUGGAAACUUCAUUUUCCCCACAUAAGGCAUACUCAGAUGUGAAUUUGAAGAAUGCUCAUACAGUAAUGGCUCUUCUUGGUGCACAGAUAGUACCUCACAAUUUCUACAUUCAACCUUAUAUUAUACAGCUACAAAGGAAACAGUUAGAUGCCAGUAUGAGUGUGGUGCUUCAGACCCAUCUUUUUACUUUUGUAGGCAGCUUCUGUAUUCAACAGUUAUAG